AUGUCUGCUUCUGGGUUUCAAGAGAACCAGGAGGAUGCAGCCUUGAAACGGCGAAUUGGCUCCACCGACGCGAUCUUUACAGUUGCGGAGAAAGAGUUGGAGGACGUGUCAAAGUGGGAAAAAGUUCAGACAGAGGAAAGCCCAUUAAAUAAAUUAGAACGCCUGUUGAUGCCAAUUGUGUUUACGGCUCUAGCCUUCUUCACCAGGAUGUACAAGAUUGGCGUGAACAACCAUGUGGUAUGGGACGAGGCACACUUUGGUAAAUUUGGGUCUUAUUACUUGAGGCACGAGUUCUACCAUGACGUGCACCCCCCGCUUGGUAAGAUGUUGGUUGGCCUAUCUGGGUUUUUGGCCAAUUAUAAUGGGUCGUGGGAUUUUCCAUCGGGUGAAGAGUAUCCAGAGUACUUGGAUUAUGUCAAGAUGAGAAUCUUCAAUGCAACUUUCUCCGCCCUGUGUGUUCCAGUUGCUUAUUUUACCGCGAAGGCCAUUGGGUUUUCGCUGCCAACCGUUUGGCUGUUUACUAUUCUGGUGAUAUUUGAAAACUCUUACGCGACUCUUGGUAGAUUUAUUCUGUUAGAUUCCAUGCUGCUCUUUUUCACAGUUGGUUCCAUCUAUUGUUUUGUUAUGUUUCACAACAACAGAAAAGUCCCAUUUUCUAGAAAAUGGUGGAAGUGGUUAUUAUUUACUGGCCUCUCACUCGGAUGUACUAUAUCGGUCAAGAUGGUGGGUUUGCUGGUCAUUACCUUGGUGGGUAUCUACACUGUUAUUGACUUAUGGAAUAUGCUCGGUGACAAACAGCUUUCCAAAGCCAAUUACGUCUACCAUUGGCUCUCCAGAAUUUUGUGCUUAAUUAUCGUUCCAUUCUUAGUGUUUUUGGCUUGCUUCAAAGUUCACUUUGAUCUUUUAUCCCAUAGUGGAACUGGUGAUGCCAAUAUGCCAUCACUAUUUCAGGCGGGUUUGAUUGGAAGUGAUGUCGGCGAAGGACCCCGUGACGUUGCUUUGGGAUCAUCGAUCGUUAGCAUUAAAAACCAGGCCCUGGGAGGUGCAUUGCUGCACUCUCAUGUUCAGGGCUACCCGGAAGGCUCUAAUCAACAGCAAGUUACCUGCUACGGCCAUAAGGACAGCAACAAUCACUGGAUUUUUGACAGAAUUAGACCUUUACCUGCUUGGACUGACGAUGAAAAAGACAUCGAGUUUCUAGAGGCGGGCGCUGCAUACAGAAUUGUUCACCCAAAUACGGGUAAAAACUUGCACACACACCCUAUCCCCGCACCUUUGUCGAAAGCAGCAUGGGAAGUUUCUGGUUAUGGUACAGCAACUAUUGGAGAUCCUAAAGAUCAUUGGAUUUUGGAAGCUGUCGUGCAGCAUGGAUCAGAAAAUGCAUCCCGUAUGCAUCCUUUGACGACCUCUUUCCGUAUCAAGAACGCUGAGCUCGGGUGUUACUUGGCCCAGACAGGUAAUAACUUGCCCGAAUGGGGGUUCAGACAAAGUGAGGUGGCCUGUUUGAAAAAUCCUUUUAAGAGAGACAAAAGAACUUGGUGGAACGUCGAGACACACACCAACGAUAAAUUACCAGAAAGGCCAACUGAUUUUCAAUAUCCAACGUUAGGUUUUAUGAAAAACUUCAUUCAUUUAAAUCUAGCAAUGAUGGCUACGAACAAUGCUCUGAUUCCCGAUCCUGACAAAUUAGACAACUUGGCAUCUUCUGCCUGGCAAUGGCCCACUUUGAAUGUCGGGAUCAGAUUAUGUGGUUGGGGUGAUGAUACUUUUAAGUACUUCUUGAUGGGUUCUCCUGCAUCUACUUGGCUGUCAACCGCAGCUGUUUUGGCAUUCAUGUUGUCAGUGGUAGUGUUGGUUCUCAGGUGGCAAAGACAAUACUCCGAUUUAUCAAGUGCUCAUGACUUCAACCUUUUCAUGAUGGGGGGUUUCUACCCUCUCCUAGGCUGGGGUUUGCACUAUGUGCCUUUUGUCAUAAUGAGCAGAGUGACGUAUGUCCAUCACUAUCUUCCUGCUCUUUACUUCGCAUUGUUGAUCUUAUCCUAUCUCUUCGAAGCUGGUCUACAGGGUCUGAGCAAAACAAAGACAGGAAGGAUUACUAGGGCAACAAUUUACGUUGUCUACUCCUCGGUAGUCAUUUAUGGGUUUUACUAUUUUGCUCCCAUCUCCUUUGGUAUGGAAGGCCCUUCCAGUAACUACGCUUACUUGAAUUGGUUAAAGACGUGGACAAUUGCCUAA
Lachancea dasiensis is the source of this 2235-nucleotide messenger RNA. Lineage: Eukaryota; Fungi; Ascomycota; Saccharomycetes; Saccharomycetales; Saccharomycetaceae. The record is from the annotation of a GenBank genome assembly.